Messenger RNA from Didymodactylos carnosus, 547 nucleotides. The record is from the annotation of a GenBank genome assembly. NCBI's taxonomy places the organism in Eukaryota, Metazoa, Rotifera, Eurotatoria, Philodinida, Philodinidae.
AUGAAAUGCGAUCAAUCCAAUGAAAGUUUAUUAUUUCCUGUACAUCACAAUCAUAGACAAGACACGCAUUUAUUAUCGGCACUACAUUUGGAAGACUUUGAUGAACUAGACAUCGAACAAAUAAUAUUGAAUGCAUAUUACAGAACGAUCAAUCUUAUUCAACCUUCAAAGAUAUCAACAUUAUUAAAGGAAUGUGGUAUUUUUGCUUUAGAAUCAUUAAGUAACUAUGUUUACAAACAAUUAAAUACAAACUCAAGAUUGUUUGAUUACUCUACACAAACAACAAAUGACGACAGUGAUGAAUUAGAACUAGAUGAGGACGAGGAUGGUGCCUAUGAUACAACAAACAGUGAUGCUGAAGACAACGAAGAACUAUUAGAGUCAAUCGGUGAAACCGACGACAAUAUUGAUGAAGAAGUCGGGACUUCAGUAAAAUCAACUUUCUCCGGCAUCAAUAUUGUAGAUAAAGUUAGUCCGCACUUGAACAAUUCAUAUUUCAAAAUCAAAAUUAACGAAGAUUGGCAAUAUUUGCAUAAAGAAUCAGCAU